AUAACACAUCACAUUAAAUGUUCUGCAUAUGAGGUUUAUUGUGUACGGUCCUAAAAUUUUUAGGAGAAAAUCGAGUCUUAGCAAAUAUGUAAAAUCAAACUGAAUGGAUGUCUUUGCUGUUAAUCGUUAAUGUGUAAUCAAAUACUCUCUAUAGACCUGCAGGCUGCCAACUUGUAAGAGCUAUACAAGUUGUGUACAUAUUAAAUUUAAAGGCAGAUAAAUGCAUGUAGCUGUAUUGCCAUUUUACUGAUGUGUGAAAGAGAUUUAUGAUUUUCUAUAGAUCAGUUCACUAUGACACUGUGCAAUGUCUAAAUCUGGGUCAUGUGACAGGUGCACUGUGACACACUAGCACACAGCAUGCUUUAUGGACAUAAUAACAUGGUAUAUGGAUCUGUAGUGGUUAAUGAGCAGCAGUCAUUGCUAAAGAUUAAAUUACAAAUUGUAUUAUUAUACAAUUUCCAAUACAAGGUCUGAGAUAAGAAAAUUGACAUCAAAAGGUGCAGACCAAUAAAAGUAUUUGCUGUUUUCACUGAAACAUCAUUAAUAUUUCAAGUGUAAUGCUUUCUCUCUGGUCAUACACUGUAAUGCCUACUUAUGGAGCUUACAUUAGCCUCAAUUUGAUUUGCCAACACUAGAUGGCAACAUUCCUCAUUAACACUCCAAUUUAAACCACAGGAUUGGACACAGUGUAGAACCGACUGUUUCCCUAUAUCAGUUUAUUGCGAAGGUUUAUAACCAGAUAAAUUACAUCAAGCUUUAAUGUAAAUAGUUCGUAUGAUUAAAUAUUCCACGGACUAUUCCACGGACAUGUAUAUUAUUAUAUGAUUAUAUACAUGUACAUACAUAUACAACCAGAAAAAUAAACGUCUAUUUUAUUUGUUUUGCAGGGCAAACUAUUAUUACUUUUAAAUUUGAGCACCUGUAAAUUGGAAAUAUUAGCUUUUUUUUUUAUUGUUGUUGUUCCCUGCAUUGAUGAGCCAGAAAACAUCGUGCAACACUGUAAGAAGUUAUUUACAUUUUACUCUGUUUACCUUCUCACAUCUGCCUCAUCUGCUCCAGCCCUGCUAAGAUGCUCUAUCGAAAAAUCAAUCGUCGACACUCGCCCUCACAGCGAGCCGGUCAUCCUGCUGCUCGGUCUCGAUUACUCUGGCCUUCAUAGACUCCAGCGUUUUUUCUUUAAGGAACUGAGUCCAGUUAGUCAGUUGUCAACAGGCUGAGUGAGAAAAGGAGCCGCUGAAACAACUUGGUACGUGGAGCUGAUAACGCAAACGUCUCCGUGUCCAGGAAAAAGCCUUUCGACUCGCUUUGGAAGUUCAGUUUUUUUCGGUGUAUCCAGACAAAAUAAAAUGAAGUCCUCCUCACACGAAACCUCCUGAGCAUCAUGGACAUGUGAAACUUGACUCUUCACUUGGCAGAUGCAAGUCCCAGGCUGGAUUGAAUGGCACUGAGGAUACAAGACUGCGACUCAGUGGGAGUACUGCAAUGACCAGCCGGCAUCCUAGCCAUGCAGACAGCGCUCACUCCACAAACAAACAGCCACCUGCCGUGGCCCCCAAGCUCCAUGUGCAGCGAUCGCUGUCAAAGGAGAACAUCACCAUCCACUUCUCAGCUUUUGGGAAGGAGGAAGAGGAGGAGGAAGAAGAGCUGUACACUACAACUGUCUCCACUACCUCAGACGUUCAGGAUGACUCAAAUAUUGUGACAGCCUUAGAAGCAAGCGAGGAGAUGUUUGAAGGGGUACCACUGGACUCUGCUGCCGAGGUUGCUGUCAUUCCUGAAUCAUCCAGACGUUCUCCCGUUUCUAGACAUCACACUAGCAGUUCUCCCACACAGACUCCAUUGCAGAUUGCCGAGCAGAAAGGCUCAACCUCCACCUCCUCUCCUACUAAAUCUUUGAGCUUUCCCUCCAGUGACAAACCUUUUCUAAGUUUGGUGAAGUCUCUUUCCUCUGAUGUUGAAUCUCGUGACGGGGUCUCGUCUAUUCCUGCUUCAUCAGUCAGGCAUAGGCAUCUCAUGAAGACUCUUGUCAAAUCCCUAUCUUCAGAUACAUCCCAGGACUCAUCCUCUUCCUCCACACCCUACCGUCUUCCAGAAUCCCGCCUUAACCUGCAACUCUUCAAGCAAUUCACACAGUCCCGGAUGCAGUCCGCUAACCUGUCGUCAGCUGGUGAUUCUAAAACUGCCCCCUCCUCUCCAUUAACCUCACCAGAUAACCGCAGCUUCUUCAAAGUGUCGGAUGUCGAGGCACGAAUUGAAGACACUAAGCGUCGUCUCUCUGAAGUCAUCUCCGAGCCGCUCCAGCUGCUGAGUAAGAUCAUAGACGAAAAGAGUGUCUCAGUUAGCAGUAACAUUUACCGGCCAAAGGCCCUCUCUGUCAGUGCCUCAGAGCUCUCUAACAUUACUUCUAUCAAUGGUCACCUGGAGAGCAACAACAAUUACUGCAUCAAGGAGGAAGAAGGAGGUGACUGGGAGGCUGACAGCCCAAACUAUGGGGCCUCUGGUCCCUCUGAAUCAACUGUUCCCUCCUCUGUUGAUACUAAGAGCCCCAACAAAUCAUCUUUACUUUCAAUGUCAUUGGACAAGUGCUCUAUGUCUGCUCUUGCCAAACAGGAGGAUGAGGACUUUUGCAUCCUGUACAGCGAGGACUUUGAAAUUUGUACGGAUAUGGAAGGUGAUGGUGGUGAUAGAAGUGACAACACAGCAACUGGCAGUCAAACUAAAGUGCCACUAAGUGGUAGUACUGAAUCAUGCAGUGAAGAGGAAUCUGAAAGUACUGAGCUGGUACCAAGUGUUCCACACUAUACUCUCAUCAUCCUCACUGUACUGGUCUAUGGGUAUUUUGUGUUACCUCUGCCCAACUACAUUGGAGGAAUGCUGCUUGGGAUUGGGCUUGGAUUCCUUUUAGCCAUUGGUGUUGUGUGGCUGACAGGACCAAAACCUUCUGGUGAUUUUAGACGUUCCAGACACCAUGGGAAGCUGUGGAAUCUGACCAAGUUGGACAUUAAGGAACCAGAAAUCUAUAAGGGCUGGAUGAAUGAGAUAUCGAACUACGACCCAGAGACAUACCAUGCCACACUGACUCACUCUGUGUAUGUCCGGUUGGAGGGUUCCAUCAUCCGUCUGUCUAAGCCCAACCACAACAUCGCCCGCCGUGCCACGCACAACGAACCAAAACCUGAUGUCACCUACAUCAGUCAGAAGAUCUAUGACCUUACCAACAGCAAAGUAUAUCUAAUGCCUCAGAGCCUGGCCAGGAAGCGUGUAUGGAACAAAAAAUACCCCAUCUGCAUCGAGCUUGCCAAACAGGAUGACUUUAUGUCAAAGGCUGAGGGCGACAGGUGUGAAGCCAGUGAGGGCACCAGCAUAAGGGACAGAGGAGAGGGGAGUGGAGGAGCACAGGAGCGAGGGUUUUUGUCUUCAUCCAGCAGAGACCUGACCCUUUAUCUGUUUGGAAGGACUGGGAGGGAGAAGGAGGAGUGGUUUCAGCGGUUUCUUUCAGCUUCCAAGCUCAAGGCAGACUUGAAGAAAACUUCCAGUGUUGCAGGGAGUAAGAGCGCUCAGAGCUCUCACAGUCGCAGCAGCAGCCGCAGCAGCCUGGACGAUGCGCUGGUAUCUCAGCUCAGGUCGAAGGACUCCUCAGUCUCAUCAACAGCAGCAAGCAGUGCCAAAACCAAGCCACUAUUGGAGUACAGUGUCUAUAUGGCUUCUUUACUGCCAGAGCAGGCGACAGUCAGCUCUACAGCUGCCAGCCCUGUUCUCCAGAGUCCUCUUAGCAGCCCUGGAGCUGACAAGAAGCUUCAGAGCACCACUUCACCUCUGGUACAGCCCAGGGGGAAGGAGGAGGAGGAGGCUGUUGCCUGGGUGAAUGCGGCUCUUGGUCGGGUCUUCUGGGACUUUCUGAGCGAGCCGUACUGGGCUGAACUGGUCUCCAAGAAGAUUCAGAUGAAGCUCAGCAAGAUACGGUUGCCUUAUUUCAUGAAUGAGUUGACCCUGAAAGAACUGGACAUGGGCUCAGCCACUCCCAGAAUCCUUGGGGCAUCUAAACCUUCCAUUGACUACAGAGGUCUGUGGUUUGACCUGGAGAUUUCCUACAGCGGCUCCUUCCUGAUGACUCUGGAGACGAAGAUGAACCUCAUUCGCCUGGGCAAGGAGGGAGAAAGCCUCCGCUUAGGGGAAUUUGGCAAAGAUGGUUACAGGCCACGGACUUACUGCCUGGCUGAUAGUGAUGAAGAGUCGUCCAGCGCAGGCUCAUCAGAUGAGGAAGACUCCUCAGAGCUCUCCAAUGACUCUGCUGGAGCAGAGGGUUUGGUUGGAGGCCACAAGCCGAGCAAGAUCAUGCGCUUUGUGGAUAAGAUUACCAAGUCCAAAUACUUCCAGAAGGCCACAGAGACAGAGUUCAUCAAAAAGAAGAUGGAGGAAGUGUCCAACACACCCCUCCUGCUCACAGUGGAGGUGCAGGAACUCCAAGGAACGCUGGCUGUGAACGUACCCCCUCCACCCACUGACAGGAUAUGGUAUGGCUUCAGGACACCGCCUCACCUGGAACUGAAGGCACGACCCAAACUGGGAGAAAGAGAGGUCACUCUGGCACAUGUUACAGAUUGGAUAGAGAAAAAACUGGACCAGGAAUUCCAGAAAAUCUUUGUGAUGCCAAACAUGGACGAUGUGUGGCUUACCAUCAUGCAUUCUGCCAUGGACCCGCGCACCGCCGGUGGACCAUUAGUUGGCCCUGCUGUGGAACCAGAGCCUUCCCAUCCUGAGAGGGACAGCUCCAGCCAGCCAUGAGGAUUGUUUACAGUAUUUCCUAGAGCUUCUGAAGUCUCAAAAUGGGAACUGGAGCCAAAGUCCGUGGGUCAGACACUACUCUAAUACAAACACAUUCCCAUUGUGAAGAGGUUUCUUACUUGCCAUAGAGAAUUUUAAAGGAGCAAAGUAGAGUCGACCAAGGAAACACUAAAGACAAACUGUUGCUUGUUGCUCUGUUGAGUAGUAUUUAAGGUGCCAGGGGAAAAUGUGAUUUGUCUUUGAAGGAUCUAAAUAAUAAUAAGGACCUAUUGAAUAGGGACUGAUAUGUGAAGAGAGUCAUGUUUGGCUCAGAAUUGGGGGUGGGUUACAUUAAUAAGCUGCAUAUAUGGGGAUUGUAACUUUGUAAUGUCAGAGGAACAUUGAUGUGGAAGCAUUCACCAGAUACCUUACAGCCUGCAGAUGACAAGCGUCUGCUAAGGCUCGAGAGUGAUAUAAAGCACGGUAGCCCCUUUUAUUACAGAAAUACAGUAAGUGGAGAUUUACAGUAUGAUGGCAUGAUUGAAAUUAGAGGUGUUUCUUUGUGAACGAUUCGUAUGUGAAGGAGAGUUGUCAUGUCCAUUGUCAAGAAUAAAGUGAAAGCAGGUAAAAGUGUAUUGGGAAAGCUCAGAUACUUGAUUUCAUAUUCUACCAUACUUACCAUAAAACAUUAAACCUUUAAGUGGCUUUAUGUGAGCGGUUUCGAUCAGGUGUUAACUAACAGUAUUCAUUUUUGUUGUGAACACACCCAGAACACCCCAUUCAUUUGCCAAACCCAUCUUUCUAUGCCAAUGAUGCCGUUAUCCAUGUCUACAUGGAAAUAAUGCUCCUGAGCAAACAUACAUUCUGUAGAAAAAAUGUCAUUCGCUAUGUAAAUUCUGUACUGAUGACAAACACACGACCACAAUAAGUGCAAUGAUAGAAACGCUACACAGGCUUUAGUAUGAUUCCGUAUAUUAUAUUAAAGUGUAUGUCUGAUGAGAAGUAUGAAGUACCUAACCCAUCUAUUGAAUGUAUGGUUGUAUGGUUUUGGUUUCUUUUGUUAUUGUAUGAAAAUAAUUUUUACCCAGUCACAUUUUGACCGGGGUAUGCAAUUUAUUGCACAAAUACAAGUGAAAAUUUUCUUUUUUGUAUUCUCAUGAUAAACACUAUCUCAUCUUUCAUAUCUUUUUCCAGAUGUGUCAUUCAGUCGUUAUGUUUAUGGAGUACGAGGUGAUGCAUUCAUCUAUUCAUCAGUUAUAUGUUGACGGUGUUAAUGUUGAUAAUGACGUUUGAAGUGACUUUAAAUGACCAAUUUUCAGAAUGUGACAGUGCUUUAAAAAGACUCUACCCGCCAUACGGUAUGUAGAAAGACACACAACAUAGUAAACAACACUUGGGUGAAGCUAAGGUACGCACUAUGAAGUAGACGAUCUAUUGCCAAGAAUGUAUAGUCUUAUUUACAGGUUCCCUUUCUGAGAAUAUCUUUUUAACCAUAUUUCUAAUCUUAACCAAAGUCCUUCAAUCAGGCCUGUAGUGCCAGAUCUCUCUCUGCUCAAAGGUACACAUCCUGUAUUGAUAUAGCAUUGUGAGGUAAUAUUUACAGAUGUGCUUCAAUUCCUGCAUUAACAUUGUUUACAGGAAUUCUUACCUAGUUUUCACUUUUUUGCUUUCAGCACUGUAACAUGGAAUGGACUUUUUUUUCUGUAUGAUUGUCUUUUUCUUUAUGCUUUGGUCACCUUUUUCUUUGGUAUUUGUUUUGAAUGACUACAUGAGGUGGGCUAUGGUUUUGUUUUUUGUUUACUUUGGAAUAAACAGAAUGAAAUGAGAUUUUUGAGGAUAUAUGAAGAUUGUGUUCUGAUUUGUAUCUGUGAAUUAUUAAUGACUUUUUAAAAUUUAAAUGUAAUUUUAAGGCCAAAUUCAGUUAUUAUAUGUAUCUGCCUUAUUUAUAGAGCGAAAUAAAUCUGUCAAUGAAAGCCUUUCUGUUUUCUGUUGCUUCAGAUUUUGUAUACUGAACUGACACAAACCUUGCUAUGUAUUUAUUUGCUGUAGAUUGAAAUAAAACUUCUUUUUUUCCA
Toxotes jaculatrix (banded archerfish) is the source of this 6839-nucleotide messenger RNA. Its product is annotated as testis-expressed protein 2-like. The transcript has 13 exons. NCBI's taxonomy places the organism in Eukaryota, Metazoa, Chordata, Actinopteri, Toxotidae. The record is from RefSeq and is a predicted model, not a curated record. Gene Ontology annotation, cellular component: endoplasmic reticulum. Bases 1483 to 4785 code for a protein of 1100 amino acids. Gene Ontology annotation, molecular function: lipid binding.